AUGGAUCUGGCAAGAGAGACCCAGUCCGGGAUAGAACCACAACCUCUUCGUGCAUCCCUCAGGCACUGUUCGCACUCCACGGUGAAGGGACAAAAGUGUGGGUAUCCUUAUGGACAUUUGAACCCCACAUCUGCCCGCAAUCGCGCAGUAUGCUGCUACAAUGGCUCAACUCCCACAGCCAAUGGCACUUUACGGAACGGCCUCACUCCCAUAGCAAGCCCAGAGAUGUGCUUCUAUUGCUUUGAUGUUCUUUACAGUCACCUGCACAACAUGGAACCUCCUGGCACUCCAGACUUUACUAAUGAACCUUUUCCUUUGUUUGUAACCUGGAAAUUGGGGAAGGACAAACGGUUACGAGGAUGUAUGGGGACAUUUAGCCACAUCAGUCUACACGCAGGACUCCGGGAAUAUGCAGCCACCAGUGCAUUCAAGGAUUCCCGGUUUCAGCCAAUUGCUAGAGAUGAAUUACCUCGCCUUGGAGUUUCUGUCUCUAUUUUGCGACACUUUGAAGAUGGGCGGGAUUACAGGGAUUGGGAUAUUGGGGUGCAUGGGAUUCGGAUAGAGUUUUUGAAUGAGCGAGGUGCCAAGCGGACAGCUACUUACCUGCCAGAGGUCGCUCCUGAACAGGGUUGGGAUCAUGAGCAGACAAUUGAUUCAUUACUCAGGAAAGGAGGAUAUAAGGGUCCUGUAACAGGGGAAGUGCGACGUAGCAUCAAACUAACACGUUACCAGAGUGAAAAGAUCUCAGUUACUUUCCAGGAAUACAUGAGCUACUGGAGGAAUCGUCGGUGCUAGCAUUCGCUAAAUUUUAGGGAUGGGAGAUGUGGGACUCUUGGCACUGGAGGUCUCAGUGGUGGGGGUGGAGGAGCAGCUAUAAACAGGGGCAACGAAACGUAUGGAUGUGGUGGCACAGAGCCUCCCCAUCCUCAUACCCAGCAGCAGCAGAACCACCAGCCUUCUUAUAACCACUACAACCAUAACAGCCAGCUGAUGAUUCAUCAGAACAACCAUCAACUUCUUCCUCACAACGACCACCACCACCAUCAUCAUCUUCAAUAUCAUCAUCCUCAUCAUGCCAACCCCAGGUCCCCAUCACCCCUCCACCUCCACCACUAUGCCACAAGAGGCAGUAGUAGCAGUAGCAGCAGCAGUAUCAACAGCAGUGGCAGAGCUUCAGCCACCAUCACCACCACUACCACCAAUACGAACACUCCACCACUGGGGUUUGACACGGUGGGUAACUCAGGUCUCGGCGCAUCUCUCUUGUGUGUCACCACCUCAGGGCAUAAUGAACUGGCUCUGUGUGGCCCUCCAGCUCAAGAUGUGACACUGAUGAACCAUGGUGGUUGUCCCGCUUGGUGCUCUCACCGUAGGGGCAAUCGGGAGGGGGAAGGAUGCUUGGACGGCCUACGCAGAGCAUCCAACAGGCUGGCGGACUUUCUUAGGGGCCUUUUUAACUCUUGAUGGUUAGUAUUACUUAUAUUAGCUUAUUACUUGUUUAGUGUUGAGUGUUAUUCACAGUAAUUUUUUACAAGAUAUUCAGAAUUUUUCAUAAGUAGAUUUUCGAGGAUAAUUUUCAUUUUAUAGCUUCACUGAGUUUUCAGGCAAUUGUUAGAAGUGAUUUGAUAUAGUUUUUCAUUUGCCCAACAAGAAAAAGAGUGCCAUUACUGAAAUUCAUGCCUGAUAUGAAAUCAAAUACUCAUGCUCAAAAUCAAGUUGAGCUGGAUACCAAGGAGACACAAGUUAUGAGCGUAUAAUAGUUGUCAGUGGCUGUAUGAUAAGCAGGCUGGAGGCAAUAUUUAGUUAACUAUAAUGAUGUGAUCUGAUCAUUUGCACAUGGAAUGUUGGGGUGGCUAUACAAAGGUUGAAAAGUCCGGCAAUGAGACCAGUAUAACUUUAUAAAGGUGGAAGUGCCGGUGGUAAGACCGGUGACUUUAUAAAGGUGGAGACAUAGGUGGUAAGACCAAGCUUCAAGAUACACUAACUGUUGAGAAGCCCAAUGCGAAUGUGUGGAGUUUGGACUAGUGGUCAGCUCAGUUUGAUAAUAAGCACAUUUACUGUAACAUCGAUGGUGAUUUAAAACUUUUGUUUUAGAUGGUUUUUAAUGUAUUGUUUACAAGUCACCGAGCCCCGGGCUGGCCUUCCCACUCCCGUCCGCCUGUGUUGUGAUCAUCGGGCCUGUUUAAAGCCCAACCCACACCAGUCUUUCACAUUCAGCGGUCGACAAAACUCUAUCAUGCCAGAUGAGUCACCAGUUCAACCUCAUGUAAAUCUAUGCAAGACAGCCGAUAAAAGUCUUGCAGAUUUUUCUUUUUUCUUUUUUUUCUUGUAUCAGUAGAUUUAAAAAAGCAAGUAGUUCAACAUUGGUGGUUGACAAACCAUGUAUAAAAUGGUGCAACUAAGAGCUGCUCGCAUUACUCAUCACAAAAUGAGGUUUGUUUGCCGCUAAUUUUAUAAUAUCAGACUGCCUAGUCGUGAGCAUGGUGUCUGCUGCUCACUCAUUACUUACUAUUAAAAGAUCUCAUGUACAGUGUUGUUGAUACAUGAAAACUUAUUUAACACACAUUUUAUACGGUUACUAUAUACCAUAACAGUUGAACAUGUCAUUAGUGGGAAUAGCAUUCAGAUAAUUAAUAUAAAGGAGGAUUACUAGCCGUUCCCACCCUCAUUGAUAAUGCGAUCACAUUUUCCUCUGACUGAAGAGAGGUAACCAAACUUACCAAGUGCAUCUCAGUGAUAACAUGUGAUAGAAUAUACCAAAGGUGGCUUGAAAUGAACGGCAGUUGUGCAGAGUGCCCAGGAAGAAGAAAAUUGGCUUGUGUCUUGCCUCCGAUAUUCUAAAAUGUUAGUGUUGAGUCGGCUCUUCAUUGAAUGUUCUUAAUUGGAAGUGUUCGAAAGUGUAAUACAACAUCAGCUAUCUAAUAUUCAGUGUCUCAGGACAUUUUGGGUGGGAAGCACAUUCCUUAACACUACAGAUGUUUAAUGUAAUUUGCAUAUUACAAUUAUGUAUUGAUAACUUGGCAAGGCAUCUCAAAAACACAAUGCUGCAGCUGUAACUGAGAGGCCUUUCAAAUAUAUAGUUCUGUCCCACCUAAAUGAAAAUUAAACAAAAGGAAACAUUUAAAAGAACUUCUAAAGAAAUAUAUGUCUGAGGGAGUUCAGUCAUUGGAUAUCUGAAAUUUAAAAAAAAAUCUGUUCUGUAGUUGAAAUGAACAGUGAUUGUUAAGAGUAACAUCUUUUUUCAUUUGAAUAUCAGUAUAAAAUCUCCAAGAACAGUUCUGUAGGUACCCUGCAUGUAUGUUUUAUGGGUUUUUGCUGUAAGGUUAGGAUAGUUAGGGGUACACAGGUUUUGUAAAUGUAUGCAAUAAGUGUAUGCGUGUGAUAUGCAUAAUUUGUGAAGUUGGUUUGAAUCAUCAUUUGACAAAUCAGAAUUAAGUACUUAAAUGAUAACAAAAAGAAAUAAUGAGGCAGAAUCACAUGUAUAAUGAUGGGUAAAUCUGGCCACAAAGGACAGGUUUGCAUGUUGGUGAGGUGCUCAGGAUGAAUGCCAUUCCUAAUGUGUUAUCAUCAGCGAGGAUCUUAUUCUGAGGGUUUUCUGAUCUGACAGAUAGCCUUAUUGCAUUAUCAACCAUGGUCUCUCUCAGUGCCAUCUGUACCUGAUUGCUAGAAUAACAAGACAGUCUGCUGUCAUAGAGUAUAUUUGCUUGCUCACUGCCCAGGAUUUUUUUUUUCUGUUGAUUAAAAGUGAAAAAAAAAGAACUUACAGUUAGAUAUUAGCCACAGGUGGCAUUUCAUAUAUAUGUCCUGCUGUACUGUGCCAAAUUACCUUGCAGUAAUUUAUAUGAUCAUCAUAUAUGCAACUAUGAUACUGACACUGAGGUUAGUAUAUGGUAUAGAUGUUUCAUGAGGUUGGUUUUUAUAGUGAUACUCUCAAAAGACAUCCAUGGGUCUUUUUUUAUCAUGUAAUAUGAAGGUGCAAUUUUAUAGUGAAAAACCUUGAAAUAGUUAUAUCUCUCUCCAUUGUGUAAAUGGAAACCAUAGUAGUCGUCCUUGCAUAUAGAUAGUAAGAUGAAAGAAGAGAAGACAAAACUCAAACACUGCCAAUGUAUGUUUGUAUAUUGUUGGGCACUUGUGAUUUUUUUUUUCUUUUUUAUAUAACAAUGGCAGAUCAUGGUAAUUUGUUGAUGUGUGCACUUGUGCUGCGUAUGUGAGGGUGCCACUCCAAACACUAGGCAUAGCAGACAGACCCAUGCAGUAAUUUUAGAGUCUUGUCAGAAAUAUCCUUGGUGUGCCAUAAGAAUGGAUAUGUCAUGAGGAAUACUUUUUCCAUGACUGGGAGUUACAGUGAUCUUUUGCUGUGAAAUUACAGAAGCUGGUCCUUGCUUCUGCCAUUAGUGUUUGGAUGAAGUAUGAGAGAAUUAUGUAGAAUCUUAUCAAUUAUAAAUGGACUGCUAGAGGGCCCUAUCCUAAAAACAAAGAUUUACAAAAGGUAUCAUUAAAAAUUAAUCUAGUCACAAAUGCACUCAACAAUGUUUCCACUGCCAACUGAGUACACAUCUGAUGAAUUCAGGAGGGUGCCAGCCCAUCAUGUCAUUGAAAGUGUCACACACUCAUUAUCAGUAAGAAGGAGUACAUUAAUCUGCCAGAAUAUGUUUAAUUUUUUCAGCCAUUAAAUAAAAAAAGCUUUGUACUUAUGACAUACAAUAAAUUGAUGAGAGAAAAAAGGAAAUAUGUCCCUCUGCAUUUGUGGCCAGAUAUACCCUGUCUCAGGCAAACAAUAUUGUUAACCUCCUCAUUACUCUAAGUAGGACAUGAUCAAAGUCUGUGUUAAACCUCAAGUUAAGAUAAUUGUAUUUAAUGAUGCUAUUCUUCCUGGCAUGAAAUUGUUAAGAGAGAGAAAAGAAAAGAAUAUAUAUAUAUGAUUGAAACUAACUGCCCUUCCAAAAAAGAAAAAAUAUAUAUAUAAAAAAAAUUCUUGUUUGCAUGUUACAAGAAACAUUACAUAUAAGGUUAUGGUUAUUAGUUUAUGCUAAUGAUAACAUUUCCUGUCCUUGGUUGACCAGGGUAUUUGUGCUGACAAAGAAUUUCAGUUGUUUGUGGCAUACCAGUAUGGCUUGUAUUUUGUUUUAGAGCAUAUGAGUAAAGCCAUAUUCAGGUACACAAAUGGGCCAUAUUUUUGGAUGGUGGUAGAGUUUGACUAGUUCUGUUAUCAAACAAACAAAACAUUUUAUUUAUUAGCAAUCAUUUGAUGCUGCUUCUUGUUUAUGUCUUUGUGUUGAAAAUAGUUAAUAUUUUUUAUGUCUGCCCCAUUUUUUUCUUUUUUGUUUUUUUCUUAAACCAGAGUAAAACUUAAUUUUGAAAUUUAAAUUGGAAACUUUAAAAUUAUAUGUUUGUGAUGUGUUAAUUCACAUCAGAUUUAUUUUUUGUUAAGAAUAUGGUCUAGGAGGAUCUAUAAAAACGUAGCAGCGGAGCAGUUUGAUUUAAAGACGAGGAUAAUGUGUAAAGUACUUAGUGUUCAUAUUGUUAUUGAUGAACAUUCAGGAUUUAGCAUUAUAUUGAAACACAGUUAUUCUUUUGUUGUAGUAUGAUAAAUUCUUUGGAUAAAUUCAAAACUCACCACCAGGCAAGAAUACCACAGGAACCCCAAUAAAUUGUGUUUUAAUUUUAAUUUGCCAUAUUUGGUGACUAUUCUAUCUGAUUUAGAGUGAUUUUUGGUCCUAUAGCAAUCCUAGCCUUCAGAUAAUUAAAUUACAUUUUAUAUUUCAAAAUGUUUUUAGUACUAAAUGCUAAUUAUCCAUAAGGAUUCUCACCAUUGUAAACAAGACUUGUGAGAUAAACAUGUCUAGGAAUGUUAUGUGCAAGAGUUACAAUAAGUCCUUGGCAUGGUAUGACAGUAAGUUUCAGAUUCCAAGUUGUUUGCUGUGGGCUUUUGUGUUGGACAAAUGGAGUCAGGCCUACGGUAAUCUACCAUUUCUUUUAGACUGCCAGGAAGAAUUGAAUUAGCAGCUGGUUUUGUUUUUUUGUGGUAUGGAUGAGGAGAAUUUUAUGAAGUAUCAUUCCCUCUCUGGCAUGUUAAAGAAUUUGUGGAUACCUACAGUCCUGCCAAUAGGUUCCCAUAGUCUAGAAUUUGGCUCAUUAUAAUGUGGCAUUGGAUUGGUUGUACAUCUGAGUGGACACAGAGAGGUAUUGCAAGAUAUAUCAGUCAUACUGAUAGCAUUGCUGAUGUUUAGUAAUAAAAAACAACAGAAAAUGAAGUUCAAUACUGAAAUUACUGGGCCUUCCAUUGCUAAGAUGGUUCCUCGAGUAAGGCUGCAUGUGCAUAAGUUCACUGUCCUGAGCUUCAGGAGUCUCGAAUAUAGGUGCCUUCCGCCAGCCUGGGGACCCAUGGGUGACUCCACAAAUAAGGCUGUAAGACAAAGACAAUUUCUGAAUAAAUUUUCAUUUAGCAGACAUUUGGAUGAUGUCCUAUGAAUUAUUCUUUGAAAGUUGUUAAUGCCUUAACACAAAUUUUAUCCUUCAAUUAAGAAUUGCUCUUCAUAGUUUUGUUUCUGGAGUAACCUACCAUUAUAGAUUAGUAAGAUACUGUGAGGUGAUAAACCAUUAGAAGCCUUGGGUGGUACUUGAAGAAGGGUAAUUUUUCAUGUUUUUUGCAACUAUGUAAAGGAGCCUUAUUAUGAGAUCACUCAGAAUGGCAUGUAAUGGUUGAUCCUGACACAAACUAGUGUAAGCGAGUUGUGCGUCUCAUGCGAGUACUACUGGUGUACAAUUUGUGUUAUUCUCCACAGGCAGUCUUUGGGGUUUUUUUUAUUUAAGGCAGUUUUAAUAAUUUCUGAUAAUAGAUGUGUUUCUUUUGGCAUAAAGAUAAUUUUCUUUUUUUAAAGUGUACAUGGAGAUGAUUGUAUCAGAUUUUUUAUUUAGUUCUAUUUUUGUAUGUGAUCAGUAGUACUUGUGUUUGUAUGUGAGUCUACAGAGAUUUGUUUAAUUGUUGUAUGUGUGGUGUGGCUCUGCGUAAUAUAAGUGAAUGUUGUAAGAAGUUACAUAAGUCUUUUGCAUUUUAUAUAGAAGGUAUAGGAAACAUUUCACAAGUAGGAACAGUUAUUGUAAUUCACAUAUAGAAUCUCUGAUGAUGAAAAUGAAAUAAAGCCCUUUUUUCACCA
Messenger RNA from Penaeus indicus, 7157 nucleotides. RefSeq lists its product as uncharacterized. The coding region runs from base 1 to 795 and encodes 264 amino acids. NCBI's taxonomy places the organism in Eukaryota, Metazoa, Arthropoda, Malacostraca, Decapoda, Penaeidae. The record is from RefSeq and is a predicted model, not a curated record. The transcript is spliced from 7 exons.